This is a messenger RNA of Vespa velutina, 1734 nucleotides long. RefSeq names its product TM2 domain-containing protein CG11103 (gene amrt). The transcript is spliced from 3 exons. The record is from RefSeq and is a predicted model, not a curated record. The coding region runs from base 219 to 779 and encodes 186 amino acids. NCBI's taxonomy places the organism in Eukaryota, Metazoa, Arthropoda, Insecta, Hymenoptera, Vespidae.
UUUUUUUCUAUUCUUAACUACUUUCUAAUAUAAUGAAAAGAGAUGAAAAGAAAAAUGUCGCGAAGGUCAAUAAGAGAAAAGUAAUAGAAACGAUUUAUCUCGGGGCUCACACUGAUUUUAGUUUUUUUUCUCUUAACGUAGCUCAUAAAUAAUCUAUCAUUCUAACAAAAACGUGUACACUCGUACGACGAUGCGAUUAAGAUGUUAUAUUUGACAAAAUGAGGUUAGACCUUACGUUUUUCGUCCUUGUUGGGUUUUACUGGAAUCUGAUCGAAUGCUUGGUAGUUACGGCGACGAAUAAAAGCACUGAGCCACAACAGGAGUAUAAGCCGGAGGGCCCUUUGAUAUUAUGCAAAUUUCUUCCAAAGGAAUUUAUAGAAUGUGAAGAUCCAGUUGAUCACAAAGGAAAUAAAACUGCAAAAGAGGAAACAGGUUUCGGUUGUGUGAAGUUUGGAGGAUCGCGCUAUGAGGAUGUUGAAAAAACAAAAGUAUUCUGUACUGUAUUGCCAGAUAUAGAAUGUUUUGGUCCAAGAACAUUUUUUCGUAAAGGAGUUCCUUGUAUAAAAUACAGCGAACAUUUUUUUGUCACUACAUUACUCUAUAGUAUAUUGUUAGGUGUAUUAGGCAUGGAUCGAUUUUGUCUCGGUCAAACAGGAACUGCAGUGGGUAAAUUGUUAACAGUAGGUGGUGUUGGAGUAUGGUGGAUUGUUGAUGUUAUUUUACUGGUUACCAAUUCUUUGCAACCUGAAGAUGGAAGUAAUUGGAAUUCAUAUGUAUAGCACACACACACAUAUAUAUAUAUAUAUGAUUGUUAAAAAACUUUAUAUCAUUGUAAUAUAAAUACAUCGUUUUAGGAUAUAUUCUACUGCAUAUCCAUUUCAGUAUCUUUUGAUAAAAUUAAAAUUGUUUACAUUAGUAUAAAGGCAGAUUAUAUCUAUAUAAAAAUCCUCUAUUUAGGACAAUGCGUUUUAUAAUCACUUUUAUAAAAGAAUCUCUCUUAUGCGUUUUAUAUAAAUUUUAGAUUUAACAUUUCUGUAAAAAUUGCCUUAAUGAUUCACGAGUAAUUUAACUCAUUCUUGUUAUUAUAAUAUUCUAAAUUACUGUAAAGUUAUAGUUCAUAAUCAUCUGGGUGAUAAAGCUCACUAAGUAAUCUAUAAAUAUAUGAUGGUGCAUUUCCACCUCUGAAAUUCAAGAAUAAAUUUCAUAUGGUAUGCUGCAUUAUCAAAUUAUAAUUAAUAAAAUGAAUAACUUACGUAUUGGAGAUAAAUAAUGUAACAAGAUCAGGAGGUACAUAAUCAAACAUCGGAUUAUAAGCAUGAAUUCUUUCCAUGAGAGGUUCAUUAGAACCACCUAAUACACCUUGCGUAGGAGAAAUAUGUUGAUUAAAUCCAUCCUGUUCAUGUGAGCAUAAAUAAAGUGGUGAAAGUUUAUAUAAAGGUAGUAACACCAUUACAGGUACAGAAUAAUGCUUUGCAGCCUGUGCAACUGUAUGCGAACCAGAAAUUGCCCUUAAUCCUCCAUUAGCCAUGACAGUAUGAGUACCAAUGAUUACUUUAUUUACACGUGACAUCAUUGCAAAAAUUGCUACAUCUGAUAUUAAAGUAGUUUUAAUUUUAGCUUUUGCAAGGUUAACUGCCAUUUCAUGACCCUUUAAAUAAUAUAUAACUUUGUUAUAAUAAAAAUGUGUAACUACUUAAUCAUUAAAUAUUAUUAUUAAACAAAUAUAUAUUUACA